AUGAGUGCCAACAUCGCCAUUACCGGUGUUCCCACCACCCCGGGCUCCAACGGAUCUGUCCCGCUCCGCCGCGAGAUCCGCGAGCUGCAGCAGACGUUCCCGGACCAGUUCAACCUCUACAUCCUCGGGCUGCAGGGCCUGCAGGGCCUCGACGAGUCGCAGUUGACGUCCUACUACCAGAUCGCCGGCAUCCAUGGCAUGCCCUUCAAGCCGUGGGACGGUGUGGGCAGCGACUCGGACUGGGAAGAGUCGAGCGGGUUCGGCGGGUACUGCACUCACUCGUCCAUCCUGUUCACCACCUGGCACCGCCCGUAUAUCGCCCUGUAUGAGCAAUCGCUGUACAAGUCUGUCCAAGCCGUGGCCGCCAAGUUUCCUGCCGGCGCCCUGCGGGACAGGUAUGUGGCCGCCGCCAAGGACUUCCGGGCGCCCUACUUUGACUGGGCCAGCCAGCCGCCGGCCGGGACGUCGGCGUUCCCGAGCGUGCUCAGCUCGUCGACCAUCCGCGUCGUGGACGUCGAUGGCAAGACCAAGUCGGUCGGCAACCCGCUGUACCAGUUCAACUUCCACCCGGUGAACCCGUCGCGCGGAGACUUUAGCUCGCAGUGGAGCAAAUACCCGACGACAGUGCGGUACCCGAACCGGGUGACGGGGCAGUCGCAGGACGCGCGCAUCGCGCCGAUCCUGAGCAACGAGCUGGCGUCGCUGCGCAGCAACGUGGGGCUGCUGCUGCUGUCGUACAAGAACUUUGACGCCUUCAGCUUCAACCAGUGGGACACGAGCACGAGCCCGGGCGAGUACGGCAGCCUCGAGGACGUGCACAACGAGAUCCACGACCGCGUCGGCGGCGGCGGCCACAUGUCGUCGCUCGAGGUGUCGGCGUUUGACCCCUUUUUCUGGCUGCACCACAUCAACGUCGACCGCCUGUGGGCCAUCUGGCAAGACCUCAACCCUUCGAGCUUCAUGUCGCCGCGGCCGGCACCGUACUCGACGUUUGGGGUGACGCAGGGGGCGACGCAAGACGAAAACACGGCGCUGACGCCGUUCUGGGACAAGACGGGCCGGGCGUUCUGGACGUCGGCGCAGAUCAAGGACACGGCGUCCACGUUCGGCUACGCGUACGCUGAGACGCAGAAGUGGCAAUACACCACUGGCGCUGCGUACCAGGCCGCGCUGCGCCAGGCCGUCACCAAGCUUUAUGGUACUAACGUGUUUGCUAAUUUCGUCGCCCACGUCACCCAGCGUCGCACGGAGGAUGUCCACGCGCCUGCGGUGAACGUCGCGGAGAUUGCGCCGUCAGCCUCGGCCUCGCCGUCGCCGCCUGCCGCUAGCGAGCCCGAAACCCCGGGUCAAGCCCAGAAGCUGCUCGGCCCGAUCCCCGCCUCACUAAAGCACCUCGCCCCAAACAACAAAUACACGGAAUGGGUGGUCAACGUGCGAGCGGAGAAGCACGGGCUGGGGCAGCCGUUCCGCGUGUUGGUCUUCCUCGGCACAUUCGCCGCAGACCCCGACGCGUGGGACGGCGAGUUCAACUGCGUGGGGCGGGUAUCCGUGCUGGGGCGCAACGACACCACAACGCAGUGCGCGCGGUGCCGGGCGGACGGAGCAGCAAGGCUGAUGGUGUCGGGGACGGUGCCGCUGACGUCGGCGCUGCUGCAGGACAUUGCCGAGGGCGAGCUGGCGGACCUGACGCCGGCGAGCGUGGUGCCGCACCUGCAGAGACAGCUGCAGUGGCGCGUGGCGCUGUUCAGCGGCGACGAGCAGCAGGCUGCUGACGUCCCCGGGCUCAAGGUCAGCGUGGCGUCGACUGAGGUCACCAUCGGCGCCGAUGACGGCCUGCCCGUGUACUCGGGCCACUACGCCGUGUACCCCGAGAUCACCGCCGGCAAGCCGGCCGGCCUGCGCGAGGGCGAGCAGGCUUAG
Molecule: messenger RNA, 1920 nt
Organism: Lasiosphaeria miniovina
Lineage: Eukaryota; Fungi; Ascomycota; Sordariomycetes; Sordariales; Lasiosphaeriaceae
Product: common central domain of tyrosinase-domain-containing protein
Exons: 7
Coding region: 1-1920 (639 amino acids)
Molecular function (GO): tyrosinase activity
Source: RefSeq, a predicted model, not a curated record